Dinoponera quadriceps is the source of this 786-nucleotide messenger RNA. Its product is annotated as dnaJ homolog subfamily C member 4-like. The transcript has 4 exons. NCBI's taxonomy places the organism in Eukaryota, Metazoa, Arthropoda, Insecta, Hymenoptera, Formicidae. The record is from RefSeq and is a predicted model, not a curated record. Bases 116 to 736 code for a protein of 206 amino acids.
UUAUUUUUAUACAGUGUAAAAGAUGGCGGCGUUCAUUUGACAUGCAAACAGCCGAUGCGCAAAAUGUACAGUUUAUCGGAAUGACAAGUUCAUCAAAGGACAAUAUUGAUAAACGAUGAAACUUUGUCGAGUGUGCAAGCUAAAUAUCUGUCCUGCAGUUAGAAAUUAUGGCAGUCAAAGAUACCAGCAAAAUUAUUAUGAGACGUUAAAAGUUUCACCUGAGGCAUCGCAGGAAGACAUCAAGCAAGCCUUUUUCAAAUUGUCAAAGCAACUUCAUCCUGAUAUUAAUGGAAAAAACAGUCACACUGAUUUUGUGAAACUAAAUGAAGCUUAUUCAGUACUAGGGAAGGUAAAUACAAGACGCAAGUAUGAUGCAGAUAUAAAGUAUAGGUAUAAUCCAUAUACAUAUGGCUAUUCACAGGACAAACAAUAUGGGAGUCAGUGGGAAUAUGAGGUACGUACAGCAGGAGGAAUGUGGCCACCUCCUAAACAAAAACCAAACUCAUCUAUUGGACUCGUUGUCUCCCUUUUAUUUUUCGGGAUGGGGAUGUUUCAACUCAUUUUUAUGGUUUAUUCGAUGAAAGUGAAAAACCUUAAUCAAUUACGAAGUAUACAAUUAGAACAUCAGUAUCAGGAUAUACAAAAUGUAUCACGUAAUCGAUACAAUAACAUACGUGAGCUAGAAGCAACAAAUCUUAACGAGUUCCUUGCUGAGAACGAUAGUGAAUGUAAAUAAACAUUUUAUUAGUAACUGGAUUAAAAGAGAGUAACACAAGUUGUUGCAGA